Molecule: messenger RNA, 3056 nt
Organism: Planococcus citri (citrus mealybug)
Lineage: Eukaryota; Metazoa; Arthropoda; Insecta; Hemiptera; Pseudococcidae
Gene: TM9SF2
Product: transmembrane 9 superfamily protein member 2
Exons: 15
Coding region: 200-2182 (660 amino acids)
Biological process (GO): protein localization to membrane
Cellular component (GO): membrane
Source: RefSeq, a predicted model, not a curated record
AACUUGAAAAACAAAUUUUUGAGAGAUUACAAAAAUUCGGAUCGAAGUAAUUCGCUUUGAUAGUAAUAAGCUACGUAAACAGAAACAAUAAAAUGUAAAAAAAUGUACUUUUAAAUUAUCUAUUCAGUGUCUUCGCCUUUUAAAAUUGAUCGGAUGAGUUAAUAUUGCACCCCAUCACGCAUUUGGACGAUCAGCUACGAUGUAUAAAUUCAUUCUGGGUCUGUAUUGUUUCAUUUUCAUUCCAUCAUGUCUGUCGUUUUAUCUACCCGGUUUAGCUCCAGUGAAUUAUUGCAAAGCCAGUGAAACUACAUCAUCAUCAUGCAAGUCCGAUGUACAACUGUAUGUCAAUAGAUUGAAUACCGAAGAGCUAGUAAUGCCUUAUGAGUACCAUCAUUUCGAUUUCUGUACCACUGAUGAAAGCGCAUCACCUGUUGAGAAUCUUGGACAAGUGUUAUUCGGUGAACGAAUCAGACCGUCUCCUUAUAAAAUAAAAUUCUUGGAAAACCAAGUGUGCACACCAUUGUGUACGAAAACUUACAAACCGAAUGAUGCAGCUUCUGAUUUGAAAUUAUUAUUCUUGAAACGAGGAAUGAGUUUGAAUUAUCAGCAUCAUUGGAUCAUCGAUAAUUUACCAGUAACUUGGUGCUUCUUGGUUGACGAUAGUGUCACUUACUGCAAUACCGGAUUUCCCAUGGGAUGUUUUAUGACCGGCGUUAAUGGAUUAGAUGGAGCUUGCCAAGCAUUAGUUGGAAGAGGAAAUACCAGACCGGAACAUUACUACCUAUUUAAUCACGUCGAUUUGAAAAUAAUCUAUCAUAGUGGAGAACACGAAGAAUGGGGUAGUUCUUUUCAAGGAAACGGAGGCCGAAUAAUCGCUAUAAAAGUUACUCCUCGUAGUAUCAAUCACAAAGAUCGAGCUAACCUUAAAUGCGACGGAAUACAAGAACCUAUGAGUUUCGAUAAAGAGAAAUUAUCCAAUCCUGUGGAUGUUACGUACAGUUACAGCGUCACCUUCGAGAGAAACGAUACUAUUAAAUGGUCCUCGAGAUGGGAUUAUAUUCUGGAAGUUUCUCCUCAAACCAAUAUUCAAUGGUUCAGCAUUUUGAAUUCGCUAAUGAUCGUGUUCUUUUUAUCCGGAAUGGUGGCCAUGAUUAUUUUACGAACGUUGCAUAAAGAUAUCGCCAGAUAUAAUCAAAUCGAUAGUGGCGAAGACGUACAAGAAGAAUUUGGCUGGAAAUUGGUCCACGGUGACGUAUUCAGACCACCUCGAAAGGGAAUGCUUUUAUCUGUAUUCCUCGGUUCUGGAGUUCAAGUCUUAUGCAUGACUGUGGUGACGCUAAUUUUCGCCUGUUUCGGAUUCUUAUCUCCAGCCAAUCGAGGAUCACUGAUGACGUGUUCUUUAAUUUUAUACGUUUUUUCGGGAGCUCUUUCCGGAUUCGUUUCGGCCCGAAUUUACAAAAGUUUCGGAGGAGAGAAAUGGAAAACCAAUAUUUUACUGACAGCUUCGUUAUGCCCUGGAAUUGUAUUCGCCAUAUUCUUCUGCUUGAAUUUACUUCUUUGGGCGGAAGAGAGUUCGGCAGCUGUUCCUUUCACGACGCUUUUGGCUUUGGUCUCAUUAUGGUGCUGUAUCUCGUUACCGCUGACCUUCGUCGGUUCAGUAUUCGGAUUCAGAAAGAGGGCGAUCGAACAUCCUGUAAGGACGAAUCAAAUACCGAGACAAAUUCCAGAACAGAGUAUCUAUACCCAACCGAUACCGGGUAUUGUUAUGGGAGGUAUUUUACCGUUCGGGUGUAUUUUUAUACAGCUAUAUUUCAUUAUAAAUAGCAUUUGGUCUCAUCAGAUUUAUUAUAUGUUUGGAUUCCUGUUUUUGGUAUUCGUCAUUUUAAUCAUAACUUGCUCCGAAACUACUAUUUUGCUGUGUUAUUUCCAUUUAUGCGCCGAAGAUUAUAAUUGGUGGUGGCGAAGUUUCCUGACUAGUGGUUUCACAGCUGUGUACUUUUUAAUAUAUUGCGUUCAUUAUUUCAAUGCGAAAAUGAACGUAAAUUACGCUGCGUCGACGUUUUUAUACUUCGGUUACACGUUCAUUAUGGUUUUCUUAUUUUUCCUUUUAACAGGCUGUAUGGGAUUCUUCGCGUGUUUCUGGUUUAUUCGUAAAAUCUACAGCGUCGUGAAAGUGGAUUAAUUGCUGGUGAUGAUUUCAUCGAUUCAUUUGUAAUGUUAGUUGAUUGCAAAUCUACACUUUGAUCAUCGCUGUUACAUAAAUAUUUUUACAUUUGUACGAAUAAUGAGAAUUUUGUCGAUAGAUCAUAAUAUUAUUAUUGUAGGGUAAUAUCGUUAUUUUGAACAAAAAUUGAGAUAGAUUUCGUGUGGGGGGAUUUAUCGUUGUACAGUGAUAAGAAUUACACGAGUAUGUAAUUUUUUUACACCAUCGAGAAACAUUCGUGUUGCGAGUAGGUACCUACGAGUACGUUCGCAAAUGUAAAAUACGAGUUUGUGAUUUUAUUAGAUAUUGUCUUUAUAAAUUUGUUUACAUUGCUUAUAUUAUUUUCUUUAUACUACCGCACUAUGUACAUAAAAAAAAACAAGUCACGUGUAUUGUAAAUAAGUAGACUUCGUAAUCGUAAUAUUAAAAUUAAAAAAAAUAUUAAUUUAUUAUUUUUUUUUCUCCCAAUUCGUUAUGUGAAUAUAAUAAUUAGGUUUUGCUUAAAUAUAUACGCGUAUUCGGUAGAUUAAUAUUUUAACUAGUCAACAUCGUUCAACAUAAAGGUAUCCUUUUUAAUGAUUUCAUUCGUUUUAUUCCGAUUUUUUUUUCUCUUUUGUGUAAGGACCAAAGGUAAUUAUUUCGAAAAUUUAUUUAGAAUUUUAUACUUAUGGCGAAUUUUUCCCUGGUAGAUGAAUAUUGAAGCACAAAAUGUUACCUGACUUUUUGGAUUAAAAUAAAACUAUGUUGUGAAUAAAUCUGUAGUUCUAUGGUAUUUCGUGAAUGUAUUUAUUAGGUACACAGUUUGCAUUUUCAACAUUAUGUUUUUCAAAAUAAAUUUCAAACUUUGUUAAUA